This is a messenger RNA of Struthio camelus australis, 1930 nucleotides long. It is a transcript of the gene RSAD2, whose product is annotated as radical S-adenosyl methionine domain containing 2. Gene Ontology annotation, molecular function: 4 iron, 4 sulfur cluster binding; catalytic activity. Gene Ontology annotation, cellular component: endoplasmic reticulum; mitochondrion; endoplasmic reticulum membrane. Gene Ontology annotation, biological process: positive regulation of immune response; defense response to virus. The record is from RefSeq and is a predicted model, not a curated record. Lineage: Eukaryota; Metazoa; Chordata; Aves; Struthioniformes; Struthionidae.
AUGUGGGGAUUAGAUCAUAAGACCAUAAAAGUGUCAAGUGAAAGACCCAUCUACCCCGUUCGUGACGACGGCUGGUGUCAGAUGUUUGAGGAACAUGUCGCAGAUGAGUGGGGAAUGAUGCACUUCACUCAUAAGGGAGAAGCAGCAAUAUGUUCUAUUGAUAUAAGAUACUGGUUUAAUAAAGAUCAAAGCAUAGAGAAAAUGUUGGAGAAUAAGAAGUCUCAGUGCUUUGCCUCAGCACUAGGUAAAGAGCUCAGGGAUAAGAUCGCCAUAGACUUCAGUCACUUUGCCAACCUCGUGGCUAUUUAUGGAUCUUCUAUACGGCCCAAACGUGUAGAAGGUCAGGAAGGUUACUUAGACGAGGUGCUGCCUCUGGAGGAGGCCAAGCGGGGGCUGGCGAUGCUCAAGGCGGCGGGAAUGGAGAAAAUAAACUUCUCGGGGGGAGAACCGUUUCUGCAGGACAGAGGCGAGUUUGUGGGCAAACUGGUCCAGUUUUGCAAACAGGAUUUGGGGCUGCCAAGCGUCAGCAUCGUGAGCAACGGCAGCAUGAUUAGAGAGCGAUGGUUCAAGACGUACGGUGAAUAUUUAGACAUAUUGGCGAUUUCUUGUGAUAGUUUUGAUGAGGAAGUCAAUGUUCUAGUUGGCCGUGGUCAAGGAAAGAAGAACCAUGUGGAAAAUCUGCAUAAACUGAGGCAGUGGUGCCGAGAUUAUGCUGUUGCUUUCAAAAUAAAUUCAGUCAUCAACAGAUUUAAUGUUGAGGAAGAUAUGAAUGAACAGAUCAAGGCACUCAAUCCUGUGCGCUGGAAGGUAUUCCAGUGCCUGCUCAUCGAAGGGGAGAACAGUGGUAAGGAUGCUCUGAGAGAAGCAGAAAAAUUUCUCAUCAGUGAUGAAGACUUUGAACGAUUCCUGGAUCGCCACAAAGGUGUCUCCUGCUUAGUACCGGAGUCUAAUCAGCAGAUGAGGGACUCAUACCUCCUUUUGGAUGAAUACAUGCGUUUUCUAAACUGUACAACUGGACGAAAAGCUCCUUCCAAAUCUAUCCUGGAUGUUGGAGUAGAAGAAGCUAUACAGUUCAGUGGAUUUGAUGAGAAGAUGUUCCUAAAAAGAGGAGGAAAGUAUGUGUGGAGUAAAGCAGACAUGAAACUGGACUGGUAACUCAAUUAACUGGGUUAUGGCAAGUGCAUUUUGUGAAUAUAUGUAUAGAGCAGCAUAUACACAUAUAUGUAUAUGUGUAUAUAUGUGUCUGUGUGUGUAUAUAUAUAUUUGGAUAUAAUGCUUUUAACUGCACAUGGUAUAUUGUACAGAUCAAUGUUCAAUAACUGUAUGUGAAUAGUUUAAUGUUUUUAGAAUGAAAAUUAUGUUUUUAAUCUAUCAUUUGGUUGAACAUUACCAAGUACCAAUAGAAUUUUCCUAUAAAUAGAUCUCUGAAAUCUAGUUACUAGUUUAUUAUAUGAAGGAUUGUAAGGGCAAACUAUUAAGAUAAAGUCACACAGGAAACAGUUUUAAGAUGAUAGCUAAGUAUGCGUGCAAGAAAACAAAAAAAUCCUAAUCUCUAACUCACUAUAAACAGCUGUAAUGAUUGAGAAGCGGAAACUCUUAUCCAAAAACAUUUUCUGUAUGGUUCAUAUGGAAAAGUAUUUUGCAAUUCCUUACUAGAUCACAAGAGGGCCAACUCUGAAAGCAGCCCUGACUUUUUCAGGGACAGUAGAGGGUCAGAAUCUAGUUGUCGUUAUCUCUAAAAAAGAAUACAUCAAAAACAAAAUCAAAGUUAAAAAUUGGUAAUUUCCGUUCCUAAACUCUUAAUUGUCAAAGUGUUGUUCUUCUCCCUCUUGUGCAUAUACAUUCACAGUAUUUGCAAAAAUGCUGGAGGAUGUAGUUUUCUGUAAAAACAACGCUUUGGUCAUGAUAUUGCUCCUCAAAAAAAAAAAAA